GAAAAGUAGCUUUAUAAACUUAACAGUAAAAAUAGAACAAAAUUCGAACGAUCCUAGAUCAUACGGAUACAUUACCAGCGACGCUUGUAUUCAGCUAUAAAAACAAGAAGGAUUUUGUUUCUCAUUUAAGCGCUGAAUUGGUUUGCUAUCAGUGAUAGCCAGCUAACUUUGCCAGCUUGCUGGGACGGUGUCGCGCUGGCUAGCAAAGUUCGCUAGCUGUAACAGCUAGGCUAAUGCGCUACUAUCCGUGUAACAAGCCAAAGUUUAAUGAUAACAAUGGCAUUUAACCCGACAUCGCUUGCUAGCUAGUUGGCCAUUUGGUUUCAAUGAUCCAACUUGUAAGACAUCGCUGUGGAGAAGCGUUUACAAGUAGCCAACUGCAACAGGAACAACAGCAAGAUGAAAUGGCCGCGUUGGUGGAGGGCGGUGGGGGAUUUCUUCAAAAGAGAAACUCUAAUGCCGGACAGGACUCACAGCAGCCGUCGCCUCUGGCUCUCCUGGCCGCGACGUGCAGCCGGAUCGACACGCCCGGGGAAGGCGAGGGCGUCUCGGAGCCGCAGCAGAACCAGCAGAUGGAUCUCGGCCAGGCGCAGCUGACGCACACGCCGAACGGCUGGCAGCUCAUUCCCGUCAGCGUGCAGUCGCCCGUGGCGUCGGGAACCAUAACCACAGAGGCGGGGAAGACCCGUGCGGGGCCGGGGCAGCCGUCACAGGGGCAGCAGCAGUACGUGGUGGCCCCCAGCGCGGGGCUGCAGGGGCAGCAGCUCCUCACCACGCUGUCCGGGGUUAUGCCGAACAUCCAGUACCAGGUCAUCCCGCAGUUCCAGACGGUGGACGGGCAGCAGCUGCAGUUCGCCUCCGCCCAGCAGGACCCCCAGGCGGGGGGGCAGUUCCAGCUGGUGUCCUCCCCCGGGGGCGGGCAGCAGCUCAUCGCCACGGGCCGGAGCGCGGGGCCGGGGGCCGGGGGCAACAUCCUGGCCGUCCCCGGGCUCCUCCAGCAGGCCAUCCCGCUGCAGAACCUGGGCCUGGGGAACGGGCUGCUCCAGAACCAGACGCAGUUCUUAGCCAACAUGCCGGUGUCGCUGAACGGGAACAUCGCUCUCCUGCCGGUCAGUGCGGCGGACGGGGGCGUCUCCACCUCCCAGCAGCUGAUCCAGCCGGUGUCCUGCGCCAGCGGCACGGGAUACUACAGCUGCCCCGCCUCCACCACCUCCGCCCCCACGUCCUACGGAGGGGGCCUGGUCACGCAGAGCGGGGGCUUCCAGGGCUCAGUGGCCGGGGGGGGCAUCCAGCAGGACGGGGGCCAGCAGCAGGUGCUGCUCCAGUCCCAGCCUCUGCUCCAGGGGGGGCAGUCCCUCCAGGGGGGGCAGGUGUUCGCCACGCAGGCCCUGCCCCAGGAGGCCCUGCAGAACCUGCAGAUCCAGACCAUCCCGAGCGGGGGACCCAUUCUGGUGCGCACGGUGGGCCCCGGGGGGCAGGUGAGCUGGCAGACCCUGCAGCUUCAGGGGGCCGGUGGGGCCCAGAUCGCCCUGGCCCCCCUCCAGACACAGAUCCCCGGCCUGCAGACUGUCAGCCUCAACGCCCUCGCCAGCUCUGGCCUGCAGAUGACCCAGCUCCAGGGCCUGCCCAUCGCCAUCGCCAACCCCACAGGGGAACAGGGGCUGCAGGGCGGAGUGGGCGGGGACAGCAUGGACGACAGCACAGCGAUGGACGACUGCGGAGAUGCCAGCCCCCAGCCCCCAAACCGCCGUACCCGCAGAGAGGCCUGCACCUGCCCCUACUGCAAGGAGGGAGAGGGCCGCAGCACUGACCCUGGUAAGAAGAAGCAGCACAUCUGCCACAUCCCGGGCUGUGGGAAGGUGUACGGCAAGACGUCCCACCUGAGGGCCCACCUGCGCUGGCACACGGGCGAGCGGCCCUUCGUCUGCUCCUGGUCCUUCUGCGGCAAGCGCUUCACCCGCUCCGACGAGCUGCAGAGACACAAACGCACACACACCGGAGAGAAGAAGUUCACCUGCACAGAGUGCCCCAAACGCUUCAUGCGGAGUGACCACCUGUCCAAGCACAUAAAGACCCACCUGAACAAGAAAGCGCCAGGUGCCCCAGCUGACGGCAACAUCUCUGCCCCCGUCGCCCCGGAAACUGCUCCCUCCUUGGACCAGCAUGCCCUCAUCACCAUGGAAACGCUAUCCCCGGAGGGCAUCGCCCGGUUGGCCAGCAGUGGCAUCAACGUGAUGCAGGUGGCAGACCUCCACUCCAUCAACAUCAACAGCAACGGCUACUGAGGGGAGGGAGGGGGGGGGGCAGUGGAGUGGAGGCCCCGUCACACCAGGGAAGAGCAAGAAUGAGGAGAAAGGCAUGAUGGGACUUGUAGGCAUGGGGGUUGUGGGGCAUGGAGUCAGUGCGGACGUGGGGGAGAGAUUCGACCAUACAGGGCCAGAGAUGAACAUUACAUUACCCGAGGCCAAUGACAUAAGUGUAGGGCGGGGGAAGAGAUGGGUUUUGGUUUGAAAAAAUCUGUCUGAAUUGGAGGAGAAAGUAAUCUGCUUGCCGCCCCAACCCCCUUUUCCAAUUACACUGCACAAACGGCCACGACAAGCUGGAGGGGCAUGAAUUCGUUUUUGGGUCCCACCCUUUAUAAACACUACACUCACAGGCCUUGGGCUGGCACUUCCCCCCCUCUGUCUCAGACCCUGCCCCUUCUCAGACCUCGCCCCCCUUGGCUGACGGUACUCCAGCCCAUGCUAACACGCUACUGCCGCGCUGAGAAGCCGCCAUCUUGGCCCGGUCCAUUUUCAGCUGAGACACGGGGGCCAUCUUGGCCCGGUCCAUUCCCAGCUGAGACACGGGGGCCAUCUUGGCCCGGUCCAUUCUCCCUGAGACACGGGGGCCAUCUUGGCCCGGUCCAUUCUCCCUGAGACACGGGGGCCAUCUUGGCCCGGUCCAUUCUCCCUGAGACACGGGGGCCAUCUUGGCCCGGUCCAUUCCCAGCUGAGACAUGGGGGCCAUCUUGGCCCGGUCCAUUCUCAGCUGAGACACGGGGGCCAUCUUGGCCCGGUCCAUUCUCAGCUGAGACACGGGGGCCAUCUUGGCCCGGUCCAUUCCCAGCUGAGACACGGGGGCCAUCUUGGCCCGGUCCAUUCCCAGCUGAGACACGGGGGCCAUCGUGGCCCGGUCCAUUCUCAGCUGAGACAUGGGGGCCAUCUUGGCCCGGUCCAUUCUCCCUGAGACAUGGGGGCCAUCUUGGCCCGGUCCAUUCUCCCUGAGACACGGGGGUGUGCUGGCAGCAGUGGACACCUGAAAUGAGCCUCCGCUGAAGAGAACCAGCACUAGUCAUGUUUGGGGUUGGGGGGGUAGAAGGACACUGAAUUUUUUUUUUUUUUGCCUUUUAUAUUAUUCAUAUUAUGGUACACAUUUAAGCCAUCAUGCUUUGAUGAAAUUAUCAUGGCAAAAAACAUUUUUUUGGAUAGUUUGAUUUUUGUAAAUAUAUAUUUUCUAAAUAUGAAAUACUACAAGAAUUAUCAUAGAAAGGAUCACCUUACAGUCGCCAGAGAUUGCCUUUCUUUUGUGCGUGUGCCUCCUUACAUGAACAAUCUUAAACCUUGAUAUAAUUUUUUAUACAAAUACAGAUUUUCUGUGAGACCAAGUUUGUAAACUCAACUCAAAAAGUGUUUGGUUUAGAACUAUGUUUGUACAGUACAGUCCAGUAUGUCUUUUUUCUGCAGACACUUUUUCUCCAACUUCAAUUUUCUACUUUUGGGUUAUCAAUGAAAUUCUCAAAAUAACAUAAUUAAAAAGCAGUUAAACAUUAUAU
Molecule: messenger RNA, 3814 nt
Organism: Conger conger (European conger)
Lineage: Eukaryota; Metazoa; Chordata; Actinopteri; Anguilliformes; Congridae
Gene: sp1
Product: sp1 transcription factor
Exons: 6
Coding region: 327-2285 (652 amino acids)
Biological process (GO): regulation of transcription by RNA polymerase II
Molecular function (GO): DNA-binding transcription factor activity, RNA polymerase II-specific; RNA polymerase II cis-regulatory region sequence-specific DNA binding
Source: RefSeq, a predicted model, not a curated record